Messenger RNA from Heterostelium album PN500, 2187 nucleotides. It is a transcript of the gene ddx42, whose product is annotated as putative RNA helicase. The record is from RefSeq and is a predicted model, not a curated record. Bases 1 to 2187 code for a protein of 728 amino acids. Gene Ontology annotation, molecular function: RNA helicase activity; RNA binding; ATP binding. The transcript has 6 exons. NCBI's taxonomy places the organism in Eukaryota, Evosea, Eumycetozoa, Acytosteliales, Acytosteliaceae.
AUGAAGAGAUUUAAUAAUGUAUUUGAUACUUCGGAAGAUGAUGAUGUAGAAAAAGACAAAUCGAAACCAUUGCUAUCGUUUAAACCACCACCAACGUUUAAACCACCGACUACAGCUUUUUCAAUGCCAAAACAACAAUCACCUGUAUUUCAAUUGAAUCAACAACAACAACAACAACAACCUUUAAAGAAACAUAAAGCGUUAGAUGAUUUCAAUAGUAAUAUAUCACCAACAAAGUCAAAAGUAGAUGAAGAUGAAGAUGAAGUAGAUCCUCUCGAUGCAUUUAUGGAAAAUGUACAUAAACAAGUUCAAACAAAUGCAGCAGCAGCAGCAGUAACCACUCAAAACCAGAGUACCAGAGCAACAAGAGACGAUAUCGAAGAAGAAGAUGAAGAGGAAAAGUUCUUUAAGCUAAGAAAACAACAGAUUGAAAAUCAACCUACAAACAACAGCAGCAGCAACAACAGCAAUUUAGAAGAUGAUGAAGAUUACGAUCCAUUAUUAUUACAAGACUCUGACGAUGAAGAUAAUCCAAAGAGUGGUGGUGGUAAUGGUGGUGGGGUUGGUGGUUAUAAGAAAAAGACUAUUAUAGAACCACUACCACCAUUAGACCAUUCAAAGAUUCAGUAUUUCGAGUUUGAAAAGUGUUUUUAUGACGAGUGUUCGGACAUUGCAAACUUGUCGACUGAGCGUGUGUUUGAGCUUCGAAAAGACUUGGACAUUAGAAUCAAUGGAAAAGACUUGGUGAAUCCAGUGACAUCGUUUGGUCACUACGGCUUUGACAAUCUCUUGAUUCAAUCGAUACAGAAGCAAGGCUAUGAAUCACCGACCUCCAUCCAGAAGCAAGCGGUUCCCAUUGCUCUGAGUGGGCGUGACUUGAUCGCCAUUGCCAAGACCGGCUCGGGAAAGACCGCUUCAUUUAUAUGGCCUGCCAUUCCGCAUAUAAUGGACCAGCCAUAUCUUGAGAAGGGUGACGGUCCGAUUGCACUGUUCGUUGCGCCAACACGUGAGCUCGCUCACCAGAUCUAUUUGGAGACACAAAAGUUUGCGAAACCCUACAAGAUAAGAACGUCCGUCAUCUAUGGUGGUGUUACCAAGUUGCUGCAGUGCCGAGAGCUCAAGGCUGGCUGUGAGAUUCUGGUGACUACGCCCGGACGUCUCAUCGACAUGAUCAAGCUGAAAGCGACCAAGAUGAACCGAGUCACCUACUUGGUACUAGAUGAAGCCGAUCGUAUGUUUGACAUGGGAUUUGGUCCGCAAGUACAAUCGAUCGUCGGUCAAAUUCGGCCUGACCGACAAACUCUAUUAUUCAGUGCGACAUUCCCACCAAACAUCGAAGAACUAGCGAGAAAUAUAUUAAUAGAUCCAAUUAGAAUAUCAAUUGGAAAUACUGGAAGUGCAAAUCAAGAUAUCACACAAAAUGUUAUUGUUUUGAGUUCGAAUGGUGAAAAGUGGAAUUGGUUAAUUCAAAGACUACCAUCAUUAGUCAGUCAAGGCAAUGUAAUUAUAUUUGUAAGUACAAAGGUAGCUGUCGAUGAGCUAUCUAUGAAUUUAGUAAAGUUUGGAUUCCCAAGUGAAGGACUACAUGGAGAUAAAGAUCAGCAAGAGAGAACUAUGAUUAUAAAUAAGUUUAAGGAUGGAAGUGUCCCGAUAUUAGUAGCAACCGAUGUAGCUGCACGUGGACUCGAUAUCAAUUUAAUUAGGAAUGUCGUUAAUUUCGAUCCUUCUCGUGAUAUCGAUUCACACACUCACAGAAUCGGUAGAACAGGUCGUGCAGGUACUCAAGGUAUUGCAUACACACUCAUCACACCAAAAGACAUCCACUUCUCUGCCGAGUUGGUAAAACACCUUGAAGAAGCCAACCAAAUAGUACCACCUGAAUUAAUCUCAAUUGCAAUGAACAAUAAUCAAUUUAGAAGAGAAAGAUCAGGAGGUGAUAAUAAUAGAAGAGGUAAUAGGAGAGGUGGUGGUGGCGGUAGAGGUGGAAGAGGUGGUAGAGGUGGACGUGGCAGAGGUUCCGGUAUUGGAUAUAGAAAUAGUAGCAACCCCUAUAUGGAUAGUAGUAGUGGUGGUGGUGGUGGUAGUGGCGGAUCAAACUCAAAGAAACCAACGUUUGUACGGGCAAGUGAUAAUUCAAAUAUAUCAAAUUUCGAUAAACAAGAAGAAGACGAUCUUUAUGACUAUUAA